AUGAAGUUCUCCGCUGCUUGUCUCGCCCUUUCCGUCGGUGUUGCUACCGCUUCACCUGUCUUCCGCAUGCCCAGCUUCGCCAAGCAUGCCACCCGCAGCAAGACCAUUCGCAAGCGUCAGGUUCCUCAGGAGCACUCCCACGACUUUGUCCUCACCAUCACCAAGGAGUUUCUCGAUCUUGAUAACCCCAAGGAGAUUGCCGAUCCUGUCUUUGGUCUUCUGGGUGAUGCUGCCGCCGAGGAGGGUGCUGGUCAAGUCACAAACUUGGCUUGUCUGAAGCAGGAGACAGCUGAUCAGGCUUUCACCAACGCCAAGGCUCUUGGUGACCUUCGUGGUAUGGCUGCUUCGCUACUCUUCCAGGCUAUUGAGCGCAACACCGCCGGUGUUGGUAUCGCCAGUGCUCUUUGCACAGAUGCUGCUGUCAACCCUGAGAUUGCGGCUCUUACUCAACAUCAGGAUGCUGCUGGUGAGGGUGCUGAGGCUGUUAACAAGGCCGUCACCCUUGAGCUGGCCAGACAGUUGGCUGCUAUCGGUGCUGACCCCAACCUGGCUCUUCUCAGUGGCACUUUUGCCCCUGGAGAUCUCAACGAUGCUACUGGUGCUGGAAACUCCUGCGAUACCGAGGAGCCUGAUCUUGGAUGUAUCUUCUCUGAAGGUCUCCUUGUUCUUGAUGCUUCCGAGGAUGAGAUUUCCUCCGCUGUCGCCGACGUAGCCCAGACUUUCACUGGCACCGGUGGUAUCUUUGCCACUGAGCUGGUUGAUCUGGCUUCUUUCUCUGUUGCUGCCAACACCGAGGUUGCUGAUCUCGCCACCAUUGUCGGCGGCGCUGCAGCGACUGAUGCUGCCGCCACUGAUGAUGCUGCUACUGCUACCGAGGAUGCUGCCGCCACUGCCACUGACGAUGCUGCUACCGAGACCGCUGCUGCUGAUGAUACCGCUGCUGCCACCGAGACUGCUGCUACCGAGACUGCGACCGCUACUGGCGGUGCUGGAAAGGGAUGCCGUGUCAAGCCAACCGACACUGCUGCAGGCGCCACCAAGACUGCCGGUACAACCAUCACCACUGCCAUCAGACCCGGUGCUACUGAUGCUGGCCGUGGUCGUGGCGGUAACCGUGACGACGAUCGUGACGACGACCGUGAUGAUGAUCGCGAUGAUGACAGCGAUGACGAGGGUGAUGAUGAUGACCGACGGGGCCGUGGUGGUAACAACCGCGCAGACCGUGCUCAAGAGGGUGCUCGUGCCAGACUUGGUGACGGUAUCAGCCUCCCUCUUCUUCAGGAUAUCUAG
Molecule: messenger RNA, 1290 nt
Organism: Fusarium poae
Lineage: Eukaryota; Fungi; Ascomycota; Sordariomycetes; Hypocreales; Nectriaceae
Exons: 2
Coding region: 1-1290 (429 amino acids)
Source: RefSeq, a predicted model, not a curated record